GAGGCAGAAAAUAGAAUGAAACCUCAGACAACUUUUAUUUUCUACAGCAUCGAUCACAUUUUCACUCUGUUUGGAUGUAUUUUUGAUAUCAGGGAGUGAACUUCUGUUUUGUUUUAUUUUGAUUUUUCUUUGUGGAGCGCAACACAUUUUGACUUUGACCUUAAAACCUUGCCACAGCAGUGUAGGAUUUUAAUGUGUUUUUGUGAGCAGCAAAGCGAUGAAGAUGUGGUCCAUGAAGAUCAUCAUCCUCCUCCUGUUCUGCUACACUUGUCUGUCAACAGAAAAUCCAACAGCUUGUCAGUCACCAGACAAUCAGACUGUUUAUUUUGAAUCCAGAAACUUCCACAAUAUUCUCUGCUGGGUGCCAUUUAAGCCAGAAGUUCCUGGGCAAAAGGUCGUCUACAGCGUCCAGUAUUGGAGUUAUGGUGAGAAGUUUUCAAAGAAGCAAGCCAAAGAGUGUCAGAACAUAACUGCUCUGUCCUGUGACCUUUCUGCUGAAACCCCAUCACAUCAUGACAAUCAAUACUUAGCUAAAGUCUAUGCUAACGGUCAUAUUCAUGGCUGCACCACCACCAGAUUUACACCUCUGAAACAGACAAUCUUUGGUCCACCAAGCCUAUCCAUUCACACAACAGUGUCAUCCUUGCACGUUAAUGUCACACUACCUAUGGGGCCAAACGGAGAAUCCAUUGCAGACAUCAUCACCAAGAGCAGAGGAGAGAACUAUCAGACUGUGAUUGCUUAUGAAAUUCAAAUCACAAAACCAGAGUGGGCUGCAAAGGUCAAUCAUUCCAAAACAGGACGGUUCAUCAUCAACUUCAAGAACACCCAAACAGAGUACUGUGGCUAUGUGAUUUACAUGCCCUCUGUUGAAUGGGGUCGAUCCAAGAGUGAGAAGGCCCCGUUCUGUGCCAAACUGCAAAAUGAUUCUCUGAAGAUUUUGCCGUGGCUGCUCGUGAGUGCUGCUCUUCUGAUGGCCAUCAUCAUCAUUUCCGUUGCAUUUAUUUCCUACUAUGUGAAGGGUGGAAAGGGAAAGAAAACGCCAAAGACCUUGGUGAUCUCUUCUCACACCGAUCCCAGAGUACUGAAGCCUCUAGAUGGCAAUCUCCACAUCUCUAAACCAGAAUUCAACACUCAAAGUGAACGGACAGUUUACGCAACCAUACAAGUGAAGCCAAAGGUGCCAUCAGUUGGAACAGGAGGUUAUUCUCCUCAGGACAUCCCCUGCCCAACCUGGCUAGACAGCGCCGAGUCUUCUGAAGGAACAGGAGCACGAAGUCCAACCCCAGAUCCAGUCGACACAAGCGCCCAGUCCUCAGAGAUUUACAGUGUUGUGGCUGUCCACGUCCCAGCUGAAGAGAAUGAAGAUAACCAGCAUGGUAUCAUAAAGAACACAUUGUCUCCCAGUGGAGAAAAGUGGGACAAAUGUAAAAUGAGUCCAGAGCUGACUACACAUGUAGUAGCACCGUUACCUGAUGAGGAUUCCUGUGAGGGAAGUGCAGCCAUGCCGCUGCUGCUGCACACAGUUCGGGAUUCCAAUGGACAACUCAUGUUGCCUUCACUCGAUUUUAAGCUACAGAGCAGCACAGGUGGCAGGGAAAGAAGACCCCUGUUAAGUGACCUCAUAGACUCCAAUAAAGAGGGGCCAUCUUUGGCUUCCUUGCAGAGCUUUGACAGCUCAGAGUGGUCAGACUCGGGAUGUGAUGAUAGCACUCUAAACACACCAAUCCAUCCAUAUUGCAACACUAAUUACUCCCCAUCUCAGCCAGUUGUUCCUUAUUUGCAACACGGAUGUCAGAGCAUGCCAUUUGGUAAUGCAACAUCUGAAUCAGGUUACAAACAGAACUGGAUGCCUGAAAUCCCUCUUGGAAUUCCCUCCAAAGACAGUUGUGAAUACAGAAGGACGGAAAAUCUGUGGACGUGGAAGGACUCCCAUACAGAGGAGGAUGCUGAGGGAGAUGACGGGCAAGGACAGAAGGAGAGAUCAAGGGAAAUUCCUCUUGAAAGUUGGGGGAUACAAAUUCCAGAGUAG
Cheilinus undulatus (humphead wrasse) is the source of this 2032-nucleotide messenger RNA. RefSeq lists its product as uncharacterized. The record is from RefSeq and is a predicted model, not a curated record. Lineage: Eukaryota; Metazoa; Chordata; Actinopteri; Labriformes; Labridae. The transcript has 7 exons. Gene Ontology annotation, molecular function: protein binding. The coding region runs from base 218 to 2032 and encodes 604 amino acids.